AUGUAACCAUUAUUCAAACAAAGAAAACCAGCUAAUUUGAUCAUCUAAUCUUCUGAUGAAGACAAAAUAGUCUAAUAAUAAGUAAACUAUUAAUAUAUAAUAUAUAGAUUCCAGAAUUAGACACUUUUGAAGAAUUUUGUAGCAACAUUCCAGAUGUUGAAAAUUAAGAACUCAAUUUUACUAAAGAAUCUAAAUCAUUUAGUUCUCAUCCUCUUAAUUUAUAGGAAUCUUAAGAAUUUCAUACCAAUCCAAAAAAUAGUGAUCAAAAAUAAGAAGAAAUCUAAGAAUCACUUCCUAUACAAUAUAUUGAAUUUGUUGAGUUUCAUCCAUAGAGUAUAAAUUCUGGUUAAUCUGAAUCUAAUCUAUAGAGAAUUGAUUCUUAAUAAAGUCCUAAAGACAUUAUGUAAGAACCUCCAGCUCCUUAAAAUAAGAAUUUAACUAAAUUCAGCUUCCCUUAAAAAGGUGGUUGUUUCAGUAGUUGUAAUAAAUUCAAAAAUUAUAUUUAUUUAGUAAAGAAAUAACUUUGUGUAGAUUAACCUUUAAUUACUAAUCAUGGAAAUUAGAGCGCCUUUGAGGAAACUCUAGUUAAAUAGCAUAAUACUUAAAAUAUUCCAAAAACAUUAUAAGAUGAUUUGACUAAACAAAUUAAGGAAUUAACUGAAUAGAAAAAUGUUAUUGAAACAACUUUUUAAAGUUAAAUCUUGUAACUUUAAACUCAAAAUCAAAAAUUAGAAUAAGAAUUAAUUUAAUAGAAAUAAAAGAAUUAAACUCUAGUCUAAGAAAAUAUGUUAUUGCAAUCUAAAAUUGAAAUUUUAGAAUAAAAAAAAAGUGCUGAUUUAAAUAAUAUAACUGAUUUUUCUAAUGAUUUAUUACCUCAUAAAUUGGCUAUGAAUGAAAAAUUAGUUUAUUUGAUGUAAAAAUUGAAUAUCAAAGCAUAAGAGAAUGCAAAACUUCAAUAUGAAAUUUUGAAAUUGCAAAAUAACGUAUGUAUCUAUGACAUCUAUUCAAUUAAUAGAUUGAAAUCUUAGAAACCUAAAAGUACUUACAAAUCAAUACAAAUUUAUAUUUGGACACCCAUAAAUUAUAAUCAAGUCAUUCACCACUAAUCUAACCUUAAUCUUAAAACAGAGGACAAUCUCUAAGUAAAGAUAGCAGAACCAGUCUCUUAAAUUCAUAAAAAUAUCCCCUCAAUUUAUCCCUAAAUUAUGUCUAAUAAGGAGAGAGACGACAAGAUGUCUUUAUUAAUAAAAAGAAUAGAAUUAUAUCUCCAUUGGCUCAUUAUAGUUCUGUGGGAGAAUAAUAAUAACUUCAAUUAACAAGUCUUUAAAAAAAUAAAGUAUACAAGGAAGAUGUCAAUUAUAAUAAUAAAAUGCAGUAAAAAAUAAUAAAAUGAAUUAGUACCAAAAAUAGUACUUCAGUUGGGGAAUUAAUAUCAUUUAAAUAGGAUUUGACUAACUGUUCCAAUAUGAUCAAUAAGGCUUUAAGAAAAGAGUCCUAUUCAACAUAAUCUCCAGAUGCCAAAGUUACAUAGAAAUUCAAAUAAACUUUAAAUUCAAAAAUUGGGACUUAAUAAGAAAAUUCAAAGUCUUAUGCUAGUCUAUUAUUUUCUUUAGGAGAAAGACAAAAAGAUGUUAAAUAAAUGUCUCCAAAGGGAGGUAAUAAAAAAUCAAAAUAGUAAUAAUUAAAUAUUUAAAAUUUAGAUUAUUUGGAUUUAUUAUGUAACCACAUCCAAAUAGUAGAAAAUAAUCAGAAAUCUUGAAAUCAGAGGAAUCUCAUAAAAUGAGUUAAGAAUAGCUUAAAAUGUCAGAUAAGUAUUGAUAUUAGUAAAAUAGAAAAAAUACAUUAUAAACUAGUAUUGACAUAUUUUAAAUAAUGAAGGAUAUGAGAAAUAAAAAAAGUGGAAGUAAACAAUUAAAUAAUAUAUUAUUUUAGUCUCGACAAAAUUAAGUUAAAAAAAAGGACAAGCUGCAACAAGUAGAUAAUUAAUUACAGAAAUUAAAAGCAGUAGAACCAAUAAACCAAGUUUUGACUGA
Molecule: messenger RNA, 2033 nt
Organism: Paramecium pentaurelia
Lineage: Eukaryota; Ciliophora; Oligohymenophorea; Peniculida; Parameciidae
Source: the annotation of a GenBank genome assembly